UCUAACAGGGAACAUUGCUGAAAAUAUAAUCAUAUUAAGAAUAACGUGUAUCUUUUUGUCUUUGCCAGUUUUUUCAACUUGAUAGAGACGAAAAUAUGGGAGCUAGAGUUUCAAGAAAUGACUUUGAAUGGACAUACACCGAUGAGCCACACGCAACGAGAAGAAAGGUCAUUCUCAAGGCGCAUCCAGAAAUCAAGAAAUUGAUGGUCGUUGAUCAUAACUUCAAGUAUCACGUAAUACUCCUGGUUUUCCUUCAAAUUCUCGUGUUACCCUUGGUACCUCAUUUAUCAUGGUUAGGUUUUUUUCUGCUCACAUACUUUUAUGGUGCUGUAAUAAACCAUGCAAUCCUUGACGCCAUCCACGAGAUCUCGCACAACAUGGCGUAUGGAAAUGGGAAACCGCUUCCUAACCGUCUCUUCGGAAUUUUUGCAAAUCUGCCCACGAGCAUACCUGUCAGCGUUACGUUUAAGCGCUAUCACAUGGAGCAUCACCGUUACCAGGGCGAUGAAGAUUUAGAUCCAGACCUGCCCACUGAAUGGGAAGGACGUUUCUUCACUAACAGUUUCACUAAAGCUAUUUACGUUGGAAUUCUUCCUCUAUUCUACGGACUGCGUCCACUUUUCGUCAAUCCAAAAUCACCAACAAUGCUUGAAUUAUUAAACUAUGUGGUACAGCUUUCUUUUGAUGCAAUUUUAUACAACUUCUUUGGCAUUAUGCCACUGGUUUAUCUGUUGAUAAGCACAUUGAUUGGUACAGGAUGGCAUCCUCUCGGUGCACAGUUCAUUGCAGAGCAUUAUAUGUUUCGUAAGGGCCAGGAAACGUUUUCGUACUACGGUCCGUUUAAUUACGUCAUGUUUAAUGUUGGUUAUCACAACGAGCACCAUGAUUUCCCCAAUAUUCCUGGUUCUUUGCUUCCGAAGGUUCGCGAACUUGCCCCGGAGUUCUACGACAACUUGCCACAUCAUUCUUCCUACCUUAAAGUCCUCUAUGAUUUUAUAUUCGAUCCCGAGAUUAAUCCAUACGCACGCAUUAAGCGGUCCAGUAAAAAACGGAUCGACAGGAACAAAAACACCGAGCCAAAAUCGAAAACGCACGAAGAAUGACGCAAAACCGAGCAGUCACGUGACCAAAAAGUCUUUUGAACUUUUUUACCCAAUAUUGUAGCCUCGCUGAAAUUUUUCACCCAAUUGUGUUGGCUUACUGAAUUUUUUUUUACUCCAGUUGUGUUGACUUACUGAAUUUUUUUACUCCAAUUGUGUUGGCUUACUGAAUUUUAUUUUACUCCAAUUGUGUUGGAUUACUGAAUUUUUUUCACCCCAAUCUAAAAUAAGAACACUUAACAAAGUCAUAUCAAAGGAAAGAGAGAGGGAGCAAAAUUUAUCGAAUUCAGUUUUGUGAAAUAAUACUUUAUGUAGAAGUACAUCAAACACAAUCCAAAUGUUGCUACAUUCAAGAGGGUGAAGUACUCGUUGGAAAAUGCACAUUGGUUUAAAUGCUUUUUAAUAUGUAACAAUGAACGUAAUCACGUGACCAAAAAUUUACAGUGUGAAUGUAAUAUAAAUAAAACGAUAUACACUAUAAGCAUAAACUAUUCUCAGAAA
Messenger RNA from Xenia sp. Carnegie-2017, 1601 nucleotides. RefSeq names its product sphingolipid delta(4)-desaturase DES1-like. The coding region runs from base 96 to 1103 and encodes 335 amino acids. NCBI's taxonomy places the organism in Eukaryota, Metazoa, Cnidaria, Anthozoa, Malacalcyonacea, Xeniidae. The record is from RefSeq and is a predicted model, not a curated record. The transcript has 2 exons. Gene Ontology annotation, biological process: ceramide biosynthetic process. Gene Ontology annotation, cellular component: membrane. Gene Ontology annotation, molecular function: sphingolipid delta-4 desaturase activity.